AUGGCAACCUUGCGGAAUACCCCAACCAAUCUUCUCAAGGUUAUCGAACCGCCCAGCAGCUCGCUAUCGCUUUUCCGGGGGCGCGUUCCGCUCCAAAAACGCUUUGUCGGCUGUAGCCUGUUGUCCACCGCGCGAAAUGCCCACUCGAAAGCGCCACCACAACUGUCUGAUGACGGUCGCCCGCUUCCACGAAACAGAGCCGAAGUAUUGCUGAGGAUGUUCGACGAAGAAAGGCGUGGGAGACUGCUCAUGGUCCGCAGAGUCCCAAAAUUUGCUCUUCAGGCCGAUGUCGAACUGCUCUUUGAAGAAUACGGGUUUCCAGUUGAGCGCUGUGUCGUCUUUCAUCGUACGACUAAUGGACUGAACUACGGAUCUGCGCACGUUCUCCUCCCUACCCCAGAGUUAGCAUCCGCUGCCAUCAGCAAAGUAAGCGGAGCACCCCUCUUUAAUCGACGGAUUAUUAUAGAGAGAGCCGGUAUUAGCUAUUUGCAAAGCAUAUCCAAAUGGCCGGACUGGACUUGGGGUUGGUUUGCAUCGCCAACAGCAGAGGUCUCCCAGCAUCGAACCCGAGGCCCGCUCUUCGCACCUCCGCAAGAUAUUCUGAAGUUUAUCAGACAGAGCAGACAGAUGUGCAUCGAUAAUCUACCCCCCAAGUUGAACAUCCGCAGAGAUUUCAAAUGGCUCUACCCCCUUUUCCACUCUUAUAAUGUCGAAGGCAUCAGCAGCUUUGGCAAGUACCCACAGACCAGGUCGAAUGCGCACCUCUCGGGCUAUUUGAUAUUUGUCGUUUUCAACAGCAAAGAGGAACUCGAGCAUGCGAAAGAUGCGUAUAACGGAUAUGAAUUACUGGGGCGUCGCCUGGAGCUUAGCGUUUCGAAACCUCCAAAGGAAUACUCGUGGGAACAGAAUAAGAUGCACGCCGGACAUAAUAGUGGCCGAGACCUGGGCUCAGCAAAGGGCACUCGCCUCGAGCAGGAAGAGGAAGAGAACUUCCGGAAAUGGGUCUUAAAACACAACGACCGCUCCUUGUGGAUCUGA
Messenger RNA from Trematosphaeria pertusa, 1038 nucleotides. RefSeq lists its product as uncharacterized. The transcript is spliced from 2 exons. The coding region runs from base 1 to 1038 and encodes 345 amino acids. Lineage: Eukaryota; Fungi; Ascomycota; Dothideomycetes; Pleosporales; Trematosphaeriaceae. The record is from RefSeq and is a predicted model, not a curated record. Gene Ontology annotation, molecular function: RNA binding.